AUGACUCGCGAUAGGUUUGGUGAAAUAAAAACAAAAAUAAAGUAUUCAAAACUUGACGAUAAAAAUGAUAAUGAUAAAGCUUGGAAAUUUACGAUGGUUCUUUCCGUAGAUGAAAUGAUGCUUAGAUUUUUUGGACGCACUUGCCUAAAACAAUAUUUACCUUGCAAGCCUGACAGAUAUGAUCUAAAGCUCUGGGGCUUGUGUGGAACAAAUGGAUAUAUAUUCAAUAUGGAUAUUUACUGUGGUAGAAAUGAUACUAGUAUUGGAAUAAAUUUAGCAAAAUGUCCACUUGGCUCCAGAGUAGUCUUACAAAUGAUAAAUCCUCUUUUACUUGGCCUUUCAAAAAGAAAGCUAUUACCAUAUCACUUCUACAUCGAUAAUUAUUUCACUAGUCCUGAUUUAGUCGUUUAUUUGAAUAAAUAUGGAUUACGAUCGACAGGAACUGUUCGUAAAGAUAGAGUCAAAGAAAAGCAUAUCUUUGAAAAAAAAGAGGUAUCGGUUUUAUCUAGAACAGUUAGUUUUACACCUAUACAACAGAUGAAAAGGUAUUCACGAACUGUUAAAGAUAAAACAGAAAUAGGAUUUCCUUUUGCCUUCUCAUUGUACAACAAAUUUGUGGGAGGCGUAGACUUGCGCGAUUUUCGAUGUAAAAAAGCUUCCCCAAGCAAAAGCUCUAAAAAAUGGACAUUCAAAAUUUUGUUACGUAUCAUUGAAGCUUCAAUUACAAAUGCUUUAACACUUUGGAACAUUUGCAAUGACCAUAAAAGUACACAUGUAACAACAAAAGAUUUAUGCAAAGAAGUCAACAGAAUGUAUCGCCCAAUUCUAAAUUGGGUGAUUUCCAAUCCCACAAGUAUGAAACUAGAACUAGAACGUUGUGUAAUUACAAGAGGUGUCGUCAACGAACUACUAGAUUUUGCACUGACUGCAACAAGAACUAUUGCUUGA
This is a messenger RNA of Phymastichus coffea, 948 nucleotides long. Its product is annotated as piggyBac transposable element-derived protein 3-like. The transcript has 3 exons. The coding region runs from base 1 to 948 and encodes 315 amino acids. The record is from RefSeq and is a predicted model, not a curated record. NCBI's taxonomy places the organism in Eukaryota, Metazoa, Arthropoda, Insecta, Hymenoptera, Eulophidae.